GGAAGUGAGUCACACAACUGACGGUAAUGUUGCGAGUCGCACGCUGUAGCAACGAGGACGCUGGUGAGAAAGAACAAGGAAGCAACAUGUGGCGAGCACAAUAAGUCCACACGGCAGCGUAGAGAGCCACCCCGCGAUCACAAUCAGACGAGUAGAUCGGAUCUUCACUGAACAGACACUUUUGAAUACUCAGUGGUGGGGAACAGCUACGUUGCGAUUUUGUUGCAGAAGACCCGCAGCAGCAAUUCACGGCUGCGUUGCGUCUCCGGAAAUUUCCGACCACAAGAUCACGCUGAAGAGCAAGCAUGAAAAGAGAGGUGAAGGCCGGAGUCAACUUCUUCAAGCGGCUUGCUGUGGCGGGAGGCAAGCUGGAUGAAGCCAAAGCGCAGUUGUUUGCCGAGAAACUUCAGCGGCUCUUAUGCGACAAGUACGAUGGCCAUUGGUACCCGGACCGUCCGACCAAAGGCCAGGCGUUCAGAUGUAUCCGGAUAAAUAGGGGAAUACCCACAGAUGAGGUGCUCUUGAAGGCCUGCAAAGAGAGCGAGCUCACACCCAGUGACCUUUGCCUUCCUCCAGAAGUCACCGUGUGGAUCGACCCGCUGGAGGUGUGCGUGAGAUCCAGAGAGAGCGGCUACCCGUUCUCAAUAGCCUCUUUCACGGACAAAGAUGAGGAGGAGGAAGAGGAGAGCGGAAACAAAGCACAGGAGGAUUUGCCCAUAAACCCGACAAACCACGACACGUCCGACUAUCACUCUGCCACGUCUUCCGACUGCGGGUCGGCUGUGUCCAGCGACACAGAGGAAGAGGUCGCUGUGGCGGCAAAGGCCCAAGAGACCGAAGGGGAGCAAGAAAAAAAGCCGCCGCCGGAAAAGCAGCCGGCGCAGGACGACGGUUUCAAGAUAAUGAAGGUGCCCAAAAUUCGCAGACGCCAUGAAGGUGGAUCAAACCGAGUUAGUUACGACAGAAAUGUGGUUCCAGUGAGGCACCAUUUUUUCUGCCCACCCGUACCAGUCUGGUCCCAUUGCAUGAACCAUGCACCGAUGCUCGUCGUUCCUCCGCCUCCGCCCUGUCCGGUGUUAGUGCACUACGUGCCACACCCUCCUCGGCCACACUUUGUCGUUCCUCAGGCGGCGCUAAAGCCGUGGGAACCUGCGAAUGAUGAGAUGUUCAGAUUGCGGUCCUCGGCCGUGCCGAUUUAGCCAAACGCGAGGCAGAAGAGGAACUUUUCCACAAGUGUCACGUUUUAAGAUUUUCCUUGCACAUCUCUUUUAUGUCUAAUGUUUUCAUUUGUAUAUUGUCAGUUACUUAUUCUCGGCAGAAUUAUUAAACGGCUUUUUUUUUUUUUUUUUUCCUCCGCCUCGCGGGACCUAUCAAAUCUGCACAGUAAAUUGGGUGCUUGUAUAUGCUCAGGUAUUCUCUGCAAUACAUUUUAUGCCAGAUAAUGACCUUUUUUUAAAGGUUGUAUUUUCCCCGUGUUCUUCUACAAACACAGCAAUGUGAACACACAAGUGUUAAUCUUAACAAAAUGCGAUUCAGGGUUUUAGUCUUUUAAAGUCUUGAAACUACAUAUGUCUUUUAAUAAGAAAAAUAUUUUCUCUCAAAUGCCUGAAGCUAGUGCUAAUAUUAGAUAUGACAAAGACUGAUUUACACUUUUUUAAUGCCGUUUUCUUAAUUAUAUUUGAUCACUCAACUGGAAACUCAAUGAUACUGUAAUUUGUAUCUUUUUUCAGUAUGUUGCUUUUCGAGGACAUGAUUUACUCGAGUACCAGUUGCAUUUGAAUAUUUAAGUGGGUGUUUUUUUUCAUCUGCUGUCCGUUUGGUGCAUGUCAAUGUUGCUUUGUGAUUUACCGAUGGGUUUCAAUCUGCUAUCAGUGUGACGGCUGUCACGCUUGCUUUUUUUUUCCCAGACGGCUUGCAUUCCAUUUUACUGACUGUUACCUAUGAAAUUGUACAUUCAGGCUUGAAUAUUAAUGGAUGCCCACUGAUUCGUUUAAACUGAUUAUUUAAUUUUUUACCUUACUAUUAUUUAAUUUCUAUGCAACAGCAACAUUUUCCAUUCCUUAUGCCUUUUUUCUAUUUAAUACUUUAUUUCUCAUGGAUUAAAUCAACACCAAACAACUGA
Molecule: messenger RNA, 2122 nt
Organism: Syngnathus typhle (broad-nosed pipefish)
Lineage: Eukaryota; Metazoa; Chordata; Actinopteri; Syngnathiformes; Syngnathidae
Product: maternal B9.15 protein
Exons: 6
Coding region: 306-1199 (297 amino acids)
Biological process (GO): negative regulation of cell population proliferation; negative regulation of mitotic cell cycle
Cellular component (GO): cytoplasm; nucleus
Source: RefSeq, a predicted model, not a curated record